AUGGCAACAGUUAGGGACGGCAGUUCCACGACAAAACAUGGAAACGAUGGGAAGAGCUUUGCUGGCCAAAGAAGUUUCCUCGAAUUAAAGAAUCGAUUAGUGUCAGUCCCAGUUCUCACCCUUCGAUCUCCCGGUGAAGAGUUUGUGAUAUAUAGUGAUGCUUCACGUCAGGGCCUUGGUUGUGUUUCGAUGCAAAAUGGGAAAAUCAUAGCAUAUGCUUCCAAAGCUUCUCAUGCCCAAUUAUCAGUUACCAGUGUAGGAGCAUUGUUUGCCAACUUCCAAGUGAGGCCUAUUUUGAUUGACACAGUUAGAGAAACUCAAACUCAAGAUCUAGUGUUGAGCAAAUUGAAAGAAGAAGUUAGUAAAGAUAAGGAUACAGAUUAUACUAUUCGAGAUGACGGAACUUUAGUUAUGGGAAACAGAUUAUGUGUUCCAGAUGAUUCGAAAUUGAAGGAAGAAAUUCUAGAAGAGGCACAUAGUUCAGCUUACGCGAUGCAUCCAGGUAGUACAAAAAUGUAUCAUGUACUCAAAGAACACUAUUGGUGGCAUGAAAUGAAGAGAUAA
Molecule: messenger RNA, 564 nt
Organism: Olea europaea var. sylvestris
Lineage: Eukaryota; Viridiplantae; Streptophyta; Magnoliopsida; Lamiales; Oleaceae
Exons: 3
Coding region: 1-564 (187 amino acids)
Source: RefSeq, a predicted model, not a curated record